GGUUUUAUUUAAGGAAAUAAUAUAUAAUAAUUUCAAUUUGAUAAAUCAAUGGUCCAUAAUAGACACUAGAACCUGACCCGCGCGCCAGCGCGGAUAUGAAUUUUUGAUUUUUGGUUAUUUAUUUAACUAAAUGAUGUAUUUGUAAUAUUUGAUGUAUUAUAUUCACCAAAUAAAUUUUUUUUUGGCAUCUUAAACCAUCUAUUUAUGAUGAAUAUUCGAUAUCAUAUAAAAAAUAGAACAAACAGACGUAAUUAGAGAAUUGUAAACGAUAUAUAAAAACAAUGGUUAUUAAUGUAAAAUAUGAAGAAAUAUUAUAUUAUGACUUAGUAUGGCAUAAAAGAUUAUAAAUUAGUUAUACAUCUUUAAAGAAAAUAUAAUGAUUUUUAAACUUCUACGAAAAAUUUAACAUAUAAAAAAGGGCGAUGAAUUAGUCAUCAAAUUGUAAAUAAUUUCAUAAUUUUAUUAAUAAUAAAUUAUUUAUAGUCUUUGUUUUUCGUCAAGAUAAUUAUUAAAUGUCCAUAACAUUAAUAUGUUAAAAGGCCAUAUUAUGAUAGCCCAUGUUGUAACCGUUUUUUUCCGGGAAGUGUAACAAAAAAACUCUUCGUUUUGUUUAAGUUCUAUGUCGGUAAAAGAUUAAAAAAAAAAUUUCUAUCUUUUUCAAUGUUCAAUUUGAAGCUUAUUAUGCAAAAAUCAUACGCAAAUAUAGGCAAUGGAUUGGAAUCUCUAUAUCUUUAUAUUCUUACAAAUUUUAAAUUUACUAUUUUCUCUUUUGCAAGCAAAUCAAUUACCGAAGUAAUAUAUCAAUUGGUUGUAAUCAAAUCUAUUCUUAUAAUUAGUGUAAUUAUUAUGGUUACAGUUUCUAUAUUUAAUAAGUACAUUAUAGAUACGACACUGAAUAUAUUAUGUUUUGAUUAAUAGAAGAUAUUGGAUUUUGAGUUUGUAUUUAUUGAUUUAUUUUUUAUAAAGCUUAGAAAUUCAAUAUCAUGAUUGGUUGGUUGAUUCAUCAUAUAAGGAAAACGAAAACUAUAGAUGGUUUGAAUAUUGUACAUCGCUUGAUGCAUUAUGUAAGUGGACUAUAUAAAACUUGAGCAUGAUCAUUUCAAACUAAAGUAUAGGAAGGUUAUAUGCAUUUGUUAUACUGUAGUUAAUAUAUUUUAAAUAUUACAUACGUCAAGUGAUUCACGUUUUCAUAAAAAUAAAAUUCAAGUUCAUUAUUGGGCCGUACUUUUCCGUAAUAAGCUACAUUAAAUAUGAUGUAUUUUUAGGUUCAUUUAAUGAUAUUAAGUUUAAAUUUGAUUAAAGGAAACUCAUUAAUUUAACUGAAAAACAUAAGCAUUAAAAUAUGUAAGUUAAUUUAAUGAUGUUAAGUUUAUAUUUGAAUAAGGAAAACAAAUUAAUCUAACUAAAAAAGACAAGCAUUAAAAUAGGAAAUUCAAUUUAAUUCUCAGUGGCAUGAAAAUGUAAUUAACUUCAAAAACUUAGGGGUAUUUUUUAAUGGGUACUUUUCUUUUAAUAAUAUAGAUAUUAUAUAAUAUAACAUUUUCUAACAAUUUAAUUUUGGACUACCAAAAUUUUCAAUUGAUUCUAAAGCCACCACGUAAGCAAAAUUAACAUAUCAAUUACGUGACAAUUCAAGCAUGAUACUUUUUUAAUUAGUACAAAUUACAUGUUAUAACUUUUUUUAAUAUUUCUCUAUUAAUAUACAGGGGAUUUGUCAAUCUUAAAAUGUUGUCAGCAUUAUUUGAUGGUUAAAGAGAAAAAGGAAGAUAAAGAUUUAUUAGUCAAGAUUUUGAAUCUAACCUAUUAAUCAAAACAUGAUUAGCACAUGGGUUAGAUCUCUUGAUUAAUUGGAGUCCAUCUUCCCUUUAUAUUUUUCAUUAACUCUCGUCCACUUUUUUUUUUUUUUUUUUGAACUUUAACUCUCGUCCAUUUCAUCUGGGGAUAACUCGUCUCUUUGUCCACCUAAGAACAUAAUUUGUAAGUUGACGUCUCUUUCUUUUCUUGUUAUAUAUCUUCUUCUCAAUCUUUUCCUCUUCUUCGAUUCCAAAGUCCAUUUGGUUCGAGGAAGACUCAUUCAUCUAAAAAAUAUAAAUUUAAAAUUACACAACAAAAAAUAAUUUAAUGGUGAGAAUAAAAUAAAAAUUCAUCACUCCUCAUUUGCUAAGAUCAUCUUCAACCCAAACAGAUUUUUUCUCCGCUAAAAUAGAGUAACUCUAUUUUAGAAUAAAUUUUGGAGCGAAAAAAUGAAAUCACUCUAUUUUCUUCUAUAUAAUAAAGUAAUUCUACUAUAAAAGAAACCAUUAUAACAAAAUUUACUCUAUAGUUACUCUAUUUAAUUUAAAAUUAUAGUAAAAAAAAAUAGGUUUGAGUUGAAGAUGUCCUAAGCUCUCGUCCGUACCACCAACCAAUGGACACCGUCCACCACUUCAAAACUUUUACUUCCAAACCUUUACAACCCCAUUAAAUGGAAGAUUCAUCUUUUCCAGAGAAAAAAAUAUGAAAGGAUCGGCUGUUCUUUUUUUUGAAGUUAAUAUAUACAGCUAACGUAAUGUAUGAGAAGAAGAGAUCGUGGCUGGAAACGGUUGACUAAAACGUGGUGGUUUGAACUUUGAAGCUGACUCUUAAUGAAUGUAACAGUUUCGAUCUGAAGAAGGAGAACAAAAUGGGAGAGAAAUCGAGUUCUAGAUGUUGUUGCUGUAGCUGGUUCAUCGGGAUCAUCGUGUUGAUCGCUGUAGUGCUCGCCAUCGUUUUCACGAUCAGACAUAAUAAAUCUAAUAAGCAUCCCGAUGAUGGAGCCGAUAUAGUUCCACUUCCAGGCUCCAUUGAUAAAAACUACGCCGAUGCUCUCAAGAUCGCUAUGCAGUUCUUCGACAUUCAGAAAUCCGGUAAGCUGGAGAACAACAAAAUAACCUGGAGAGGAGACUCUGGUCUUGAAGACGGAAGUGAAGCUGGUCUUGACCUUUCAAAAGGUUUAUACGAUGCUGGAGAUCACAUGAAGUUCGGUUUCCCUAUGGCUUUCACUGCCACUCUUCUCUCCUGGUCCAUUCUGGAGUACGGUCAUCACAUGGACUCCGUGAACCAGUUGGAUCCUGCUAAAGACUCUCUUAAAUGGAUCACUGAUUUCCUCAUCCAUGCUCAUCCUUCUGCCAACCUGCUCUAUAUCCAGGUUGGAGAUCCGGAGACUGAUCAUAAAUGUUGGGAUAGGCCAGAAACAAUGUCUACGAAGAGAACUCUCACCAAGAUUGAUACAGAGACUCCAGGGACUGAGGUUGCUGCUGAAACGGCAGCUGCCAUGGCUGCUGCAUCUUUAGUCUUCAAGCAAAGUGAUCCUAAAUAUUCAAGCACGCUUCUGAAACACGCCAAGCAGUUGUUCGGUUUCGCGGAUAACCACAGGGGAUCUUACAGUGUCAACAUACCUAAGGUUCAGAGUUAUUACAACUCAACUGGAUACGGAGAUGAGCUUCUUUGGGCAGCUUCUUGGUUGUACCAUGCCACAGAGGACAAAACGUACCUUGACUUUGUGUCUAAAAAUGGUGACGAGUUUGGUAAUUUUGGAAGUCCUUCAUGGUUUAGUUGGGACAACAAGCUUCCAGGAACACAGAUACUAUUAUCAAGAUUGACAUUCUUCAAAAAAGACUUAUCAGGAAGCAAAGGACUUCAAGGUUAUAAAGAAACAGCAGAAGCUGUCAUGUGUGGGCUUAUACCAAGCUCCCCAACAGCUACAUCUAGUAGAACUGAGGGUGGUCUUAUAUGGGUUGCUGAAUGGAAUGCACUGCAACAACCUGUGUCUUCAUCAUUUUUAGCCACACUCUACAGUGACUACAUGCUCACAUCCGGCAUUGAAAACCUAGCUUGUGGUGACACAUCCUUUAAACCUUCAGAUCUCAGGAAAUUCGCCAGAUCCCAGGCUGAUUACAUGCUAGGGAAAAAUCCAGAGAAAAUGAGCUAUUUGGUGGGUUAUGGUGAUAAAUAUCCAGAGUAUGUGCAUCAUAGAGGAGCGUCGAUACCAGCUGAUGCAAACACUGGAUGCAAAGACGGAUUCGAGUGGCUUAACUCGGAGGAACCAAACCCGAACGUAGCUUACGGUGCACUUGUUGGUGGACCGUUUCUGAACGAUACGUUUAUAGACGCAAGGAACAACUCUAUGCAAAAUGAGCCAAGCACAUACAACAGUGCGCUUGUGGUUGGUCUCUUGUCUAGUUUGGUUACUACGUCUACCUCACUAAAAUCUUUUAUGUAGAGUUUUAUAAAGGCCCUCUUAAUUAGAGUUACACACUUUCAACACCUUACUGGCUUUCAUUCUAUAAAUGUGUGUGUACGUGUGAGUAAGCUUGGGAUUUUUGACCGGAACUGUCGAACCAAAAUUUUGGUUUGGUUCAAAUCAUUUGAUUAUGAAUUCUGUCUAAAAGAAAAUAUAGUUAUCAGUUUGGUUUGGUGAUU
Brassica rapa (field mustard) is the source of this 4440-nucleotide messenger RNA. RefSeq names its product endoglucanase 2. Gene Ontology annotation, biological process: carbohydrate metabolic process. Gene Ontology annotation, molecular function: hydrolase activity, hydrolyzing O-glycosyl compounds. The record is from RefSeq and is a predicted model, not a curated record. NCBI's taxonomy places the organism in Eukaryota, Viridiplantae, Streptophyta, Magnoliopsida, Brassicales, Brassicaceae.